Molecule: messenger RNA, 1176 nt
Organism: Akanthomyces muscarius
Lineage: Eukaryota; Fungi; Ascomycota; Sordariomycetes; Hypocreales; Cordycipitaceae
Exons: 1
Coding region: 1-1176 (391 amino acids)
Source: RefSeq, a predicted model, not a curated record
AUGGAAAAGGUGCAGCUGGCCCGCGCCCACGCUGCCCGCGCCGAAGCCGAGGGCGCCGCACGACUACAGCUUCAGCAAACGCAGCAGCAGCAGCAGGACCAGCAGCCACGCCAACGAUCGCAGUCAACAUCACAGUCGCCCUCGCCGCCGACGCUCGCGCAGGCGCCGCGCGUGCAGCGCAGUCACAUCGACCUCCGCCACCAGCCUCCGUCGCGCGGCGGCACGCCUCCGCCCUACUCGGGCCCGUCCGAUCCGUUGUCGCCGUCGGCGCCCGGCCAGCCCAGCGCCGACGACAGCUACCCGCACAACGGCGCGACGGCGGCCAAGGGCUUCCCGCGCUACCCGGGGCUGCCCAAGAUUGACUACCGCGUCUACUCGCCGCCGCUCUUCAAGCUGUCGUCGGACAUGACGACGCUGACGUCCAAGGCCGAGUACCUGUCGAGCAACGCGGCCGCGCUCGUCACCCUCGUCCGCACGCAGGCCUCGGUGCCGCCCAAGCCGUACAUUGUCGUCAAGGGCGCGCGCGGCCGCAAGGUCGACUUCGAGGUCAAGCUCAACCUCAUGGCGCUGCUGAUCCCCGAGGACGGCCGCGCGCGCAUGGACUACAUCCGCUGCGUCGGCCACGACGAGGUCGCCUACCGCGGCGGCGCCCGGCCCGACGUCCUGCCCGAGGUCGGCGAGGGCGGCCUCGACGAGUGGUGCCGCCGCUUCGUCGAGGACCCGGCCGGCAUCAAGAGCUUCACGCUCGAGCGCGUCGUCGCCAACCUCGACGUCGGCUGGAUCGACGGCCAGCUGCGCAGCCUGCUCGCCAGCCUCAAGUACAAGGGCAACGUCGACGUCACCUUUGUCGUCACCCACAGCAAGAUUGUCGUCCAGAACCCUGACAAGGUCAACCAGUUCUUCACGUCCGUCACCUCGCUCUUUGCCGGCAAGAACAAGUACGAGGUCGUCAAGUCCGUCUGGCCCUUUGCCUCGUCGCGCACCGGCGAGCCCGGCCGCGUCUGCGCCGUCCAGACCGAGGAGACGUGGUGGCGCGAGUGGCGCGGGCCCAUCGGCCAUGCCAUUGCCCAGAAGCGCCAGGGCUGGGUCACGGUCGAGGACAAGCUCGAGGCCGUCAUGGAGGGCAAGGGCAGCAACAUGGCCCCCGUCGACUGGGGUCCCGAGUUUAACGCUUAG